This is a messenger RNA of Indicator indicator, 1458 nucleotides long. It is a transcript of the gene SLC41A3, whose product is annotated as solute carrier family 41 member 3. Gene Ontology annotation, cellular component: plasma membrane. Bases 1 to 1458 code for a protein of 485 amino acids. The record is from RefSeq and is a predicted model, not a curated record. The transcript is spliced from 10 exons. Lineage: Eukaryota; Metazoa; Chordata; Aves; Piciformes; Indicatoridae. Gene Ontology annotation, biological process: monoatomic cation transport. Gene Ontology annotation, molecular function: monoatomic cation transmembrane transporter activity.
AUGAAGGUUGAGGAAGUUCGGCAGAGGAGAAAAGAGGGCAGGUCUAGAAAUGGAGAGCGAUCCAGGCACAAAGGAAAGAGCAAGGGUAAACACAGAGAGAGUCGACUUGGCAAUCAGGGGACAGAGGAUGUCUCUCUGUAUGCACAGCAGAAGCUGUUGGCUGUGGAGAAGGCAGCCAUGGCGAAGUCACAGGAAGAAUCAGCCACCUCAAUUUGCCUGCAAGUGCUCCUGCCAUACCUCCUAGCUGGGCUUGGCAUGGUCAUGGCAGGUAUGGUUUUGGAUUAUGUUCAGCACUGGGAUGUGUUUCGGAAAAUUACAGAAGUUUUUAUCCUGGUUCCUGCCUUGGUUGGCCUGAAGGGUAAUCUUGAGAUGACACUGGCAUCCAGGCUCUCAACUGCUGCUAACACUGGACAGAUGGAUGAUGCCCAGAAGCAAUGGAAAAUGGCCACCUGCAAUUUAGCCCUUAUACAGGUCCAGGCCACUGUGGUGGGACUUCUGGCUGCUGUUGCUGCUGUGAUCCUAGGAGCCAUCUCCAAGGGUUCUGUGGAGCUGAGCCAGGCUGCAGUGCUGUGUGCCAGCAGCGUGACCACUGCCUUCAUAGCUGCACUUUCUCUUGGUCUGGUGAUGAUUGGAGUGAUCAUCGGAGCAAGGAAAGUUGGGAUCAAUCCAGACAAUGUCGCCACACCCAUAGCAGCAAGCCUUGGAGACUUGAUAACCCUUUCUCUGCUGGCAGGAAUCAGCAGCACUCUCUUCAAAUACAUAGAUAUUAAAUACCUUUCUCCUCUGAUCUGUGCUGUCUUCAUUGUCAUGAUCCCUCUCUGGGUUGCUAUUGCCAAACAAAGUCCUUCCCUUGCUGAAGUCCUGAAAUCUGGAUGGCAGCCAGUCAUUGUUGCAAUGAGCAUCAGCAGCAUUGGUGGGCUCAUCUUGGACAAAACUGUAACUGACCCAAACUUUGAAGGCAUGGCUGUUUUCACACCUGUGAUUAAUGGUGUUGGAGGGAAUCUGGUUGCCAUCCAGGCCAGCCGUAUAUCCACAUUCCUGCACUUCUGGAGCAUGCCUGGAGUUUUGCCAUACAAGAUGAAGCAGAAUUGGCCUAACCCAUGCACCACAUUCUUCUCAUCAGAAGUGAAUUCCAAGUCAGCGCGAGUCCUGUUCCUCCUUGUUAUCCCAGGGCACCUCGUGUUCCUCUACACCAUCCAUCUGCUGCAGGGAGGCCACACAUCUCUGUCCUUCACCUUUGUGAUGUUCUACCUGACUGCUGCUUUGCUGCAGGUGGGAAUCCUGCUCUACGUGGCUGACCUCAUUGUGCGCCUGAUGUGGAGGAAGGCGCUGGAUCCGGAUAAUUUCUCCAUCCCCUACCUCACUGCCCUGGGGGAUCUCCUGGGCACUGGCUUCCUGGCCGUCUGUUUCCGCCUGGUUUGGUUCAUCCAUGGUACAGACAUAAACCUGGGGAACUGA